Messenger RNA from Biomphalaria glabrata, 859 nucleotides. RefSeq names its product glycine, glutamate and proline-rich protein-like. The coding region runs from base 78 to 668 and encodes 196 amino acids. The record is from RefSeq and is a predicted model, not a curated record. Gene Ontology annotation, molecular function: lysozyme activity. The transcript has 7 exons. NCBI's taxonomy places the organism in Eukaryota, Metazoa, Mollusca, Gastropoda, Planorbidae. Gene Ontology annotation, biological process: peptidoglycan catabolic process.
CGGUCUAUAAAAUGGUGAGAUUUUUUGGUCCAAAUGUAUUUGUUUGUGAAACUUUGAAGACAGACUAAGAAGAAACAAUGUUUGUUAUCGUACUUUGUGCUCUAGUGGCCUAUGCCAAUGCAGCCAACAGACUUUGUUAUGGUGACAUUAUGAAACUGACACCACACGGCAAGGCUAGCGGAGGUGUGACUGCAUCCAACUCCAUAGUCUCAUCAGAUCUGGCUGCACUGACCGCACACAAGAACUGUUACGAUGCCUCUGCUGAUAGAAAUUGUAUUCAAGCUUCCGUGAUCGCCGCUCUGGCCAGCAGAGAGUCCAACGGUGGAUCUGCCCUUCGCAACGGUUAUGGAGAUGGUGGCAAAGCAUGGGGAAUCCUCCAGUGCGAUAUUGUGCACUCUGGCCAGCCUUGCACUUCAGUUCCAUGGAACAGCUGCGAGCACAUUGAGAUGAUGGUCCACAACAUCCUUCUUGCCAACAUCCACACAAUUCAAAGAAUGCACCCAACAUGGCCACCAGAGCAUCAACUCCAAGGUGCCGUCGCCGCCUACAACUUCGGUACCAGAAACGUCCAGACCUGGGCUGGUGUUGACGUUGGUACCACUGGUGGAGACUACAGCAAUGACGUCAUGGCUCGUGCCCAAUGGCUACACAACCACGGCUGGAACUAGACGAAAUCAGACGAUACAGUUUCCAACGAUUGCUGUUCAAAUUCAUCUCAGCGCCAAACAUUAGGGACAUGGUUAUGUCGUUCAAGUUCUAUAAAUAUGUAAAUUUUGCUCUCAUGGUUUGAUUUUGGAAUACUUUCUUAGAUCGUUUCUGCUUAUAUAAAAUAUGAAAUAAAAUAAUAAUCUUGUUUUAA